AUGGCGCCCCACGUGGCAACUCUUAAGGAACAGCUGAUUCAGAGCCUUCUUAACCUUCUUAAGCAAGACCACCCUCACCCCACCCUCAGAAUUAAGAUUACAGUUGUUGGGGUUGGUGCUGUUGGCAUGGCCUGGGCCAUCACUAUCUUAAUGAAGGGCUUGGCAGAUGAACGUGCUCUUGUUGAGGUCAUGGAAGACAAAUUGAAGGGAGAGAUGAUGGAUCUCCAGCACAGCAGCCUUUUCCGUAGAACGCCCAAAUUUGUCUCUGGCAAAGGCUAUAACGGGACUGCAAACUCUAAGCUGGUUAUUAUCACGGCCGGGGCACGUCAGCAGGAGGGAGAAAACCAUCCCAAUUUGGCCCAGCGUAACAUAAACAUCUCUCAAUUUAUCAUCCCUAAUACUGUAAAAACCAGCUCAAACUGCAAGUUGCUUGUUUCCAGUCCAGGGGAUAUCUGGAUCUGUGGCUUUCCCCAAAACCAUGUUAUUGGAAGUGGCUGCAAUCUGGAUUCAAACUGGUUCCAUUAUCUAAUGGGAGGAAGGCUGGGAGUCCUCCCGUUAAGCUUCCACGCGUGGGUCCUUGGGAAGCAUGGAGGUUCUAGAGUGCCUACACGGAGUGGAGUAAAUGUUGCUGGUGCCUCCCUAAACACUCAGAACUUCCGAAUUCUCAUGGAGAAAUCUCAUGGAGUCAUGGGAACGCCAAGUGCAGUGGCCCAAGUCAUCAUCCCAGUGUUUGGCACCAGCUUUGUGGGUGCUGAUCGGCAGCCGCCAGCCACCGUAGUGACUCCUAGAUGUCUGGAUUCCAGCUUCGGGGGCGCUUCUGAAUUCAGGAUAUUCUCGCUGCUAACACUGUCCCUUAAUUAA
This is a messenger RNA of Lynx canadensis (Canada lynx), 861 nucleotides long. RefSeq names its product L-lactate dehydrogenase A chain-like. Gene Ontology annotation, molecular function: oxidoreductase activity, acting on the CH-OH group of donors, NAD or NADP as acceptor. Lineage: Eukaryota; Metazoa; Chordata; Mammalia; Carnivora; Felidae. Gene Ontology annotation, biological process: carboxylic acid metabolic process. The record is from RefSeq and is a predicted model, not a curated record.